GGGCGGAAACGGCUCACGAGGCCCGCCGUAACGGUUCCCUCGCGCCACUUCCGGCCGGGUUCCGCAGACGGCGCUGGUGGGCGAUCGUGAGGCGCCGGAGGACGUUCCCCGCGGCCGGAGCCAUGGAGAUGCCGCUGCCGCCCGACGACCAGGAGCUUCGAAAUGUCAUCGACAAGCUCGCUCAAUUCGUGGCUCGCAACGGGCCCGAAUUUGAGAAGAUGACGAUGGAGAAGCAGAAGGACAACCCGAAAUUCUCGUUUCUGUUCGGAGGCGAGUUCUACAGUUACUACAAGUGCAAGCUGGCGCUGGAGCAGCAGCAGCUCAUCUGCAAACAGCAGGCCCCAGAACUGGAGCCAGCUGCAGCUCUGCCACCCCUGCCACAGCCCCCACUGGCCCCUGCGGCGCCCAUCCCACCAGCUCAGGGUGCCCCAUCCAUGGAUGAGCUCAUCCAGCAGAGCCAGUGGAACCUCCAGCAGCAGGAGCAGCACCUGUUGGCCCUCAGACAGGAGCAAGUGACAGCAGCUGUGGCCCACGCGGUGGAGCAGCAGAUGCAGAAGCUCUUGGAGGAGACCCAGCUGGACAUGAAUGAGUUUGAUAACCUUCUGCAGCCCAUCAUCGACACGUGCACCAAGGAUGCCAUCUCGGCUGGGAAGAACUGGAUGUUCAGCAACGCCAAGUCUCCACCACACUGCGAGCUGAUGGCAGGCCACCUGCGUAACCGCAUCACCGCUGACGGGGCACACUUCGAGCUGCGCCUGCACCUCAUCUACCUGAUCAACGAUGUGCUGCACCACUGGGCCCUGACGCGCGGAAGGUCUCUCCCUCACAGCCAGCGCAAGCAGGCCCGGGAGCUGCUGGCCGCCCUGCAGAAGGUCGUAGUGCCCAUUUACUGCACCAGCUUCCUAGCUGUGGAGGAGGACAAACAGCAGAAGAUUGCCCGGCUCCUGCAGCUCUGGGAAAAAAAUGGCUACUUCGAUGACUCGAUCAUUCAGCAGUUACAGAGCCCAGCCCUGGGACUUGGCCAGUACCAGGCCACUCUCAUCAACGAGCACUCCUCAGUGGUGCAGCCUGUGCAGCUGGCCUUCCAGCAGCAGAUCCAGACCCUCAAGACGCAGCACGAGGAGUUUGUCAGCAGCCUGGCCCAGCAGCAGCAGCAGCAGCAGCAGGUUCAGAUGCCACAAAUGGAAGCCGAAGUCAAGGCCACACCACCACCGCCAGCUCCUCCCCCGGCCCCUGCACCGGCCCCAGCCAUCCCACCAACCACCCAGCCUGAAGACAACAAACCUCCCAUCCAAAUGCCCGGCUCUUCCGAGUACGACACCACAGGAGGGGUCCAGGAUCCUGCCGCUGCCGGCCCCCGGGGCCCUGGGCCCCAUGACCAGAUCCCGCCCAACAAGCCCCCUUGGUUUGAUCAGCCCCACCCCGUCGCUCCUUGGGGCCAGCAGCAGCCUCCGGAGCAGCCCCCCUACCCCCACCACCAGGGCGGGCCACCCCACUGCCCACCCUGGAACAACAGCCACGAGGGCAUGUGGGGCGAGCAGCGUGGGGACCCCGGCUGGAACGGCCAGCGUGACGCACCCUGGAACAGCCAGCCCGACCCCAACUGGAACAGCCAGUUUGAGGGUCCCUGGAACAGUCAGCAUGAGCAGCCGCCCUGGGGUGGGGGCCAGCGCGAGCCACCCUUCCGCAUGCAGCGGCCACCCCACUUCCGUGGGCCCUUCCCGCCCCACCAGCAGCACCCACAGUUCAACCAGCCGCCACACCCCCACAACUUCAAUCGCUUCCCGCCCCGCUUCAUGCAAGACGACUUCCCCCCGCGCCAUCCCUUUGAGCGGCCACCCUAUCCACACCGCUUCGAUUACCCGCAGGGGGACUUCCCAGCCGAGAUGGGACCCCCUCACCACCACCCUGGCCACCGCAUGCCUCAUCCUGGGAUCAACGAGCACCCGCCCUGGGCCGGGCCUCAGCACCCUGACUUUGGCCCUCCCCCCCAUGGCUUUAAUGGGCAGCCCCCCCACAUGCGAAGACAGGGCCCUCCCCAUAUCAACCAUGAUGACCCCAGCCUGGUCCCCAACGUGCCCUAUUUUGAUCUCCCUGCUGGGUUGAUGGCCCCCCUCGUGAAGCUGGAAGACCACGAGUACAAGCCCUUGGACCCUAAAGACAUCCGCCUCCCGCCCCCCAUGCCACCCAGCGAGAGGCUGCUGGCGGCCGUGGAGGCCUUCUACAGCCCUCCCUCCCAUGACAGGCCCAGGAACAGCGAAGGCUGGGAGCAGAACGGCCUCUACGAGUUCUUCCGAGCAAAAAUGCGGGCGCGGCGGCGGAAAGGCCAGGAAAAGAGGAACAGCGGCCCCUCCAGGUCGCGAAGCAGAUCCAAGAGCCGAGGGCGCUCCUCUUCACGCUCCAACUCGAGGUCCUCCAAGUCGUCGGGCUCCUACUCCAGGUCGCGGUCGCGCUCCUGCUCGCGCUCCUACUCGCGCUCCAGAUCCAGGAGCCGGAGCAGGUCUCGCUCCUCACGAAGCCGCUCGAGGUCCCGGUCCCGGUCCAGGUCUAAGUCCUACUCCCCGGGAAGGAGGCGCCGGUCCAGAUCCAGGAGCCCCACCCCGCCUUCUUCGGCUGGUCUGGGUUCUAACUCAGCGCCUCCGAUACCUGACUCAAGACUCGGAGAAGAGAACAAGGGUCAUCAGAUGCUGGUGAAGAUGGGCUGGAGUGGCUCUGGUGGCCUUGGUGUGAAAGAGCAGGGGAUCCAGGACCCCAUCAAGGGCGGGGACGUCCGGGAUAAGUGGGACCAGUACAAGGGAGUGGGCGUGGCCCUGGACGACCCCUACGAGAACUACCGCCGGAACAAGAGCUACUCCUUCAUCGCCCGCAUGAAGGCCAGGGACGAGUUCUCCACGUUUGGGGCACGCAAGGAAGAGAAGGAAGACUAACCCGCGCCUAGUGAGGAGCGCCACGCGCUGGCAUGGGAAGGGCUCGGGCGCCGCCUGCACACCAGGAGGAGGUGCCACAGCACCCGGCCGCAAGCACGUGUCCCUUUACAGCGAAGCAAGAAACCCAAGACCCUCCUGUCCCCAAAUGAGAGCUCUUCACGCCUGAAGGAGUGGACGUGGCGCCUCUUCCGCCCACAGGGGCAGCUGGGCAGCGCCCACCACUCACAGCUCAAAACAGGAGAAGCAGGACCUCGAUUUGCAGAGUCCACCAGGGUUUUUGUUUUGACUCCGAAUGGUUUAGGUUAGAGAAAAUAUCCACCCGAGAUGCCCCCAGGAAGGUCAUUUUAAACCCGCUCCUCUGAGGUGUACUGGCCCUAGUUCAGUUUUUUAGUUGUGUACGUUGGUUUUUCUUCCUUGAAUGUUAGCCAUUUGCCAUUAUCUGGAGAAAAAAGUUCUGGCAAACGCUGUCGGGCAGACGCUGUGGGGCACCCACGGUCAGAGCCGCCCUGUGGGGGUCUGCACUGAGCCCCUCUGCUUGGUCUUCACUCGGGGAACCCAACACCAGCACUUGGUGCAACGGCCCAUUUCAAUUGAGUGUGGGGUGCCACUGCCCAGCUGGCACCUCCUGCUCUGCCAUUUCAUUUGCGAACCCCCAGCCCAGCCCCAAAGGGAGGUGAGGCCAGGAGUGUCACCUCUGCCAGAAGCCGCCUGGAUCGGCCACACCUGGGGUCAGUUGGCAGCUGGGUGCGGUGCCAUUUAUUUGUAAAGAAACACUUUUGAAAAAUUCUUUUCAGUAAGACGCAGAGUCCUCCCCACAACUUUUCAACCCCAUGUGGUAAAUAUUUGAUUUUGUUCUAGAUUUCCUGUAGCUGUGACUCGUUCAAAUGUGUCUGAUUCUGGAUAAAACAAACUCGUGCUGUUAACAAUUUCUUGUGAAUUUUACUGUUUUGCCUUCAAAUAAAGCCUUUUUCU
Molecule: messenger RNA, 3899 nt
Organism: Sciurus carolinensis (gray squirrel)
Lineage: Eukaryota; Metazoa; Chordata; Mammalia; Rodentia; Sciuridae
Gene: Cherp
Product: calcium homeostasis endoplasmic reticulum protein
Exons: 18
Coding region: 123-2927 (934 amino acids)
Biological process (GO): RNA processing; intracellular calcium ion homeostasis
Cellular component (GO): perinuclear region of cytoplasm
Molecular function (GO): RNA binding
Source: RefSeq, a predicted model, not a curated record